This is a messenger RNA of Cyclocybe aegerita, 1023 nucleotides long. The record is from the annotation of a GenBank genome assembly. NCBI's taxonomy places the organism in Eukaryota, Fungi, Basidiomycota, Agaricomycetes, Agaricales, Hemipholiotaceae.
AUGGCUGCAGCGUCCAUCGAUUUCGACAAUUUCCCUCUUCAGGCAGAUCAAAACCUUGGAGCAAUUGAGAUUGGGGCCUUCAUCGGUCUCACACUGUUUGGGGUCUUGCUGGCACAGAUCCACACAUAUUUCAGACGAAAUAAAACUGAUAAGAAGGUCUGGAAGAUGCUGGUUAUCUUUGUCUUAUUUCUGGAAUCCGUCCACACUUUCACGAUGGCAUAUUCGAUCUAUUAUGACACUGUAACAACGUACAAAUUUCCCAAGGCUAAUUCGUAUCCAUUGUCGAUAACAGGCUUCAUUGAGAACUUCAUUUCGGGCACCGUCCAGCUCUUCUUCUCAUGGCGCAUCUACGUCUUCUCCCGACAUAGCCUGGUUAUCACGCUCCCAUCGAUCGCCCUCGCAGUCUCUAGAUUUAUCAUGGGAUUUGCCAUGUCUGUCUUCGCGAUACUCGACGUCCGCGAUGGCGAAGCGAAAGGUCGGUUCGUCGUGCCGUAUGGCUGGCUCGUCGCCACCGGCUUCACGUUGGGGGCUGCGGCAGACGUCACAAUCGCAGCAUUGAUGAUUUACUACCUCCGCCAACUCGCGUCAUCCAACAACUCGAAAAACUGGGCUAUUGACAAGGUCGGUCACGACCUUUCCCGUGAAGCCGAGAGCUUAUUGUGUAGUGUGGCGGCAGUGGCGACGAUCAUUAGCUUCCAGUCCAUAGGAAACCUUGUCUGGCUUUCUCUUUACGUGGUGCUGGCCAAAUUAUACUCAAAUUCGUUCCUCGCAUCAUUAAAUUCAAGAAGAGAUCAUCGGGAAACCCUCAAUAAGACCCAUUCGCCACGCGAGGAUGUCGAGUUCGCCGCCGGUCCAGAUACAGCGGCUUCGGUAACUGCGGCUGCACCAGUGAGUCAACCGAGUUCACGUCCGCCAGUGGCUUACGCUGGUGUAGGAGACUUCACAGUCGCAGGUGACAUGCUCCGCCAUUAUUUCCACUGUAUCGUCGUUCCCUUCGCAGCAAACGACGAAGCUCGUGAUUAA